AUGUUCCCGCCUCCGGCCGCGCUCCCGCCCACCCGCGCCUGCAGCGGGAGCGCGCCCCGGGAGCGCGCCCGGGAGCGAACGGAGCCGCUCCGGAGCCUCCCGUGCCCGGCGGCUCUUCCCUCCCGGCAGCCCUGGGGCUUCCCGGCCCGGGAAUUCCUGCGGAAGAAGCUGAUCGGGAAGGAGGUUUGCUUCACCGUGGAGUACAAAACCCCGCAGGGCCGGGAGUACGGAAUGGUGUACCUGGGAAAAGACACCAGCGGUGAGAACAUCGCCGAGUCCCUGGUGGCCGAAGGAUUGGCUUCUCGCCGGGAGGGGAUCCGAGCCAACAACCCCGAGCAGAGCCGGCUGGCAGAGCUGGAGGAGCAGGCCCGCAGCGCCAAGAAGGGAAUGUGGAGCGAGGGCUCGGGCUCGCACACCGUGCGCGACCUCAAGUACAGCCUGGAGAACCCCCGGCACUUCGUGGACUCCCUGCACCAGAAACCUGUCAAUGCCAUCAUCGAGCACGUUCGGGACGGCAGCGUGGUGAGAGCUCUGCUCCUGCCCGACUUCUACCUGGUCACUGUCAUGCUCUCGGGGAUCAAGUGCCCCACGUUCAAGCGCGAGGCCGACGCCGAGGUCCCGGAGCCGUUUGCGGCCGAAGCCAAAUUCUUCACGGAGUCGCGGCUGCUGCAGAGGGACGUGCAGAUCGUGCUGGAGAGCUGCCACAACCAGAACAUCCUGGGCACCAUCCUGCACCCGAACGGGAACAUCACGGAGCUGCUGCUGCGGGAGGGCUUUGCUCGCUGUGUGGAUUGGUCCAUCGCCGUCUACACCCGCGGCGCCGACAAACUGCGCGCGGCCGAGAGGUUUGCCAAGGAGCGCAAGCUGAGGAUCUGGAGGGAUUACGUGGCCCCCACGGCAAACCUGGACCAGAAGGACAAACAGUUCAUGGCCAAGGUGAUGCAGGUGCUCAACGCCGACGCCAUCGUGGUGAAGCUCAACUCCGGGGACCACAAAACCAUUCACCUGUCCAGCAUCCGACCCCCGCGGCUCGAGGGGGACAGCACCCAGGACAAGAACAGGAAGCUGAGGCCCCUCUAUGACAUUCCCUACAUGUUCGAGGCCCGGGAAUUCCUGCGGAAGAAGCUCAUCGGGAAGAAGGUGAACGUUUCCGUGGAUUACAUCCGUCCCGCCAGCAGCGCCACCGAAACCGUCCCGGCCUUCUCGGAGCGCACGUGUGCCACCGUGUCCAUCGGCGGGAUGGCCGCGCUCCGGGCGGAUCCCGGGGAUCCCGGUGAUCCCGGUGAUCCCGGGAUCCAGCAGGAGCUCGUUCCCAGUGAUCCCGGGAUCCAACAGGAGCUCCUUCCCGGUGAUCCCGGGAUCCAGCAGGAGCUCACUCCCGGCUCCUCUUGCAGGGCCAUCAAGAACGGGAAGGGGCUGCACAGCAAGAAGGAGGUGCCGAUCCACAGGGUGGCCGACAUCUCCGGAGACACGCAGAAGGCGAAGCAGUUCCUGCCGUUCCUGCAGCGCGCCGGCCGCUCCGAGGCCGUGGUGGAGUACGUGUUCAGCGGCUCCCGCCUCAAACUCUUCCUGCCCAAGGAAACCUGCCUGAUCACAUUCCUGCUCGCCGGGAUCGAGUGUCCGCGGGGUGCCCGGAACGUUCCGGGGCUGGCGCAGGAGGGGGAGCCCUUCAGCGAGGAGGCCACGCUCUUCACCAAGGAGCUGGUGCUGCAGCGGGAGGUGGAGGUGGAGGUGGAGAGCAUGGACAAGGCCGGGAAUUUCAUCGGGUGGCUGCACAUCGAGGGCGUGAACCUGUCGGUGGCGCUGGUGGAGCAGGCGCUGUCCCGCGUCCACUUCACGGCCGAGCGCAGCCCCUACUGCAAGGCGCUGCUGGCGGCCCAGGACGCGGCCAAGCAGAGGAAGGAGAAGGUGUGGUCCCACUACGAGGAGACGCCGGUGGAAGAGGUGGUGCCGGUGCUGGAGGAGAAGGAGCGCGCGGCCAACUACAAACCCGUGUUUGUCACCGAGAUCACCGACGACCUCCACUUCUACGUGCAGGACGUGGAGACGGGCGCCCAGCUGGAGAAGCUGAUGGAGAACAUGCGCGCCGAGGUGGGCACCCACCCGCCCGUGGAGGGCUCCUUCGCCCCGCGCCGCGGCGACUUCUGCAUCGCCAAGUUUGUCGACGGGGAAUGGUACCGCGCCCGCGUGGAGAAGGUGGAGUCGGGUGGGAAAGUGCACAUCUUCUACAUUGACUACGGCAACAAGGAGACGCUGCCCCCGAGCCGCCUGGCCCCGCUGCCCCCGGCGUUCUCGCCGCGGGUGCUGCCGGCCCAGGCCACCGAGUACACCUUCGCCUUCAUCCAGGUGCCGCAGGACGAGGAGGCGCGGGCGGACGCGGUGGACAGCGUGGUGAGGGACAUCCAGAACACGCAGUGCCUGCUCAACGUGGAGCACCUGGGGCCCGGCUGUCCCCACGUCACCCUGCAGUUCGCCGACUCCAAGAGCGACGUGGGGCUGGGGCUGGUCAAGGAGGGGCUGGUGAUGGUGGAGCCCCGCAAGGAGAGACAGUUCCAGAAAGUGAUCACCGAGUACCUGAACGCGCAGGAGGCGGCCAAGAGCGCCCGGCUGAACCUGUGGCGUUACGGCGAUUUCCGCGCGGACGACGCCGACGAGUUCGGCUACAGCCGCUGAGGGGCCGGGGGGCCCUGGGGGCACCCCAAAAACCCCCCGGCCCAUGGGGGGGCGGCCGGGGGGCGGCUCCGA
Molecule: messenger RNA, 2745 nt
Organism: Pseudopodoces humilis (Tibetan ground-tit)
Lineage: Eukaryota; Metazoa; Chordata; Aves; Passeriformes; Paridae
Source: RefSeq, a predicted model, not a curated record